Molecule: messenger RNA, 1823 nt
Organism: Phoenix dactylifera (date palm)
Lineage: Eukaryota; Viridiplantae; Streptophyta; Magnoliopsida; Arecales; Arecaceae
Biological process (GO): spliceosomal snRNP assembly
Cellular component (GO): nucleus; SMN complex
Source: RefSeq, a predicted model, not a curated record
GGAGAGGGUUUAAACUCUAAACCCUCUCUCUCUUUCCGAAAUUUCGGGUGGCGAUGGCCCAAGAUCUCUUCGCCGAGGACGGGGCCUCCGCUACGAUCGAAGAAGCCCCACCGACGGUGGAACUCUGCCCCGUCUCCUUCGCCGGAAACGCCGAACUGACGGUGGAUAACGACCUAAGGGGCCUCGUAGACUCGGUGGAUUCCCCUGAGGACCGCCGGGGCUCUGCCCUAGACGCCCGAGAGAAUGGAGAGGAAGCGCCGAGAAACGGAUCUCUGGAGACCCAAGAACGUCCGCCAGAACCCACGGGGAAUGGUGGUGAGGGGGUGGAGGCGAAAAGGAUGAGGAAGGAUUUGGAAAUUGAGGAGAAGGACGGGGAAGUAGGAUUGAGGGGUGUGAAUUCUGAAUCGGUUUGUGGAAACAAGGGGAAUGGGUUGGUGAGGAGGUAUUCGAGGAGCGAGAUGGAGGCGCUGAGGUUUGUAGGGACUGGAGAGCAGCGGCAGAAGUGGAAGGAGGUGUAUCAGAAGCUUGGUUCUGUUGUUGCGCAAGAGUAUGAUGGGCUUUGGGCAUCGCAUCCUCAGAAGACGAAGCGUGGAGGAAAGAAAAAGGAAAAGGAGACGCCCCUGAUCAUGGGAGAAUUGUUGGCAGUGAAUGCUGAAAAAGGUUCAGAUUUGCCUGACAGUGCUGAUCUUGUCUGCAGUGACACUUAUUUUGAUAAUGAGAAUUGCACAAUUGUAGAAGACCUACAUGAUGAAUAUGAAAAUAUCAUUGAUGAGGAUGACAGCAGCAGCGAUGAGUACCAAAGCAUUCAAAAACCUGCUUUUUUGGUUGAAGGAGAACCUGAUUUUGACUCUGGCCCCCCACUAGAUGGUUUUGAGUAUCUAAGACGUGUCAGGUGGGAAGCUGCUCAAAUUCCAAAAGUGAAAGUAGCUAAGCUAAAUUUGAGUAAAGUGAACAGUGAACAAACACCAUAUAUGCCCAAAAUACCAGAGAUAGCAAAGUGCCCACUUAACUUAUUGCCAUUGAAGGAUUGGGAGGAUGCUUUUCUUGCAAAUUUUUCAGAGAUAAGACAGGCUUUUUCAUUGUUAGAAAAUUCUUCUGACCAAGUUUCUGCCCGAAAAAGUAGUGACAACUAUUGCAAACAGACUGACCGUGCAGAGCAGCCAAAGUGUAUCCCAACAGUGUCUGUAAUUCGAGGCAUGGAUGCUGUUUCACGAGCUGCAACACUAAGGAAUUAUAUUAGCAUGCUUGAGAGUGCAAGCAUAUUGUCUAGAGAUGACUGCCUAUGGUUGUUUGCGCUGUGUGUGGCAGUGGAUGUUCCACUCGGUGCGGAGACAAGUGCUGCUCUGAGGUGCUUGCUUCGCAAAUGCUCAAGCCUCCUGGCCCGAAAAUCAGAACCAGAUGAUGAGGCUGCAAUGUUGAACAUUCUCAUCACAAUCACGGGGAAGUACUUCGGUCAGUUUGACAAUCCAAGAUCAUAGCCAGGUCUGAAUAAUCUAAUUCCUUCAAGCAAGGAUGCAAAGUGGGUAUCUCAAGUAACUGUGUGCUGGUUUUCUAUAUCAUUCUGAUCUAAAUGUCACCUGUUCUGGAUGUGCUUCUUGUCUUUCAACAUUGAUCCAGUGUUUGGUUUUGGCUCUAUGAAGGCUGCAUUAAUAAUAGUCUAAUGAGUUCUGGGUUCUUUGAAGUUUGGAAACAUCCAUGGACGCCCAGUCCUUUGAAUUUGUAGAAAUGACUAAUUCGCUUACUCUUCUUAGAUAAAAAGCAGACAUCUAGUACUACAGAUUGGGUGCAAAAUUUAUUUGGUGAUAUUUCAGAGAUGCAUCUUA